GUUAAUAGCAUUGAAAAAUAACUUUACCUAAAAGCUAAAAGGUGAUGAACCGCGCAACUGGAAUAACGAAUAGUUAAUAGUCACGCGGAGGUUGACGCAUGCUCUGUAACGUUUCCCCGGGGUGAUAUUCAGUCAGGCAAACUGAGCCAGGAACCGAGGCUAGUAGACGUUCGAUCGUUACGAGGUGAAUCGGUGGUCGGGAGUACCGCGAAACAAACAAUUUUGGACAUGCGUAUCGAUCGUUAUCGUUCGCACCUACGUAUGGCCACUUAUUUCUGGAAAAUAUCUUCCAUUAUUAGCAUCGAUUCUAAUAUUUAGUUUGCACAUCAAUAAUAACCUUUUGCUUCGUCACGAGGAAAAAACGGUUGAACAAGAGAAAAGAGAGCGGAAGAAAGAAGAGAAGGGAGAUAGAAAGAGAAAGAGAGAUAGAGAGAAAAAGCGAAAUCUAAACAAGAAAAAGAAUAUGGAAAAUAUUCUCUUAUACUACACUAUAUGAAAUGAGGAAAAUUCUCAAUUGAAGAUUUGGAUCAGUUGCUUGAAACGGAUUCGAAUUUUGGAAAAGUUGAAAGGAAAUUAAUUAGGGUGAGAUCGAAGCAAUCCUAGCAUGAUAUUAUUAGAUAAAAACCAUUUAGAUGCAUGCCGACAUUGGAUAAUCGGUCUCCAAUCUUCCCCGUAAAACGAAUGCGCACCACCUGUAGCUCGAUAUCUAUGCUCGAAAGGUCAAUCACCUUUUCAUUAUGUUUUUUUGCAAAUCAAGAAAUGAAGAAAAUAUAAAAAUAAAAUAGAAGAAAGGAAGAACGAGAAAUAAGAGGAAAGAAAUAAUAGUAGAAAUAAAAGAAAAAGAAGGAAAACGCGAUAGAAAAAACAAAGGCUAUCCGAUUUCUUAUUUUACUGUGAGACAAAUUGAGCAAUACAGUUUAAUAUCUAUUUUCAACAGGAUGUAUACUUUACAUAAAUAUUCUAAAUAUACCAUAAAUGAAAAUUAAUCGGAUUCGAAAUCAUUAAAGGAGAAAUUAUGACUGAAGAAAGUAACAAUACCGUUUCUUGCAAAUGGAGCAUGGAAGAACGGGAAAAGAUAUUAACUACAGGAACGCUAGAACAAAAAAAAGAAGCUUUCAAAGAUGAUGAAGAAUUAAUGAAAGAAACAACCAAAUUUGUAAGUGAUGUUAUACAAACGGCGAUCUCGGAAGCUUCAAAAAGGAAGAUGGAGAAAGGUGAUGAUAGCGAAGGAAGUAGAUUAAAGGGUAUCGGUAGCAUCACUGGUUGGAAUCGUCGUGCACGUGGAUUUUGCAGUCGAAUAUUGAACGCGCUAUGUCCGUGCUUCACUAGCAAUGAAUUAUUCGCCUGGACACCGUACCGAUAUCGCUUCACAAGACCGUAAUUGUUUGCUGCCUACCAGAAUUACCAUGUUUUGCCGAGCAACCAAUCCUAUUGAUAAGAUAAUAGAUAUCACGAAUAUUCGUGUAUGCAAAAUUAAAAGAAAUUAGUGAAUCGCGGUCAACGGUCGGUUCUUGAUCCUAUCUGCUAUUGGAUUUAAACAAUUACAAUUUUGUAUUACAAAUUGUCAAUAAUUUCUACAAUAUUUAUGUUUCUACAAUAUAUUAUCAGAAUUCUAGUCAAUCCGAAUAUCUAUACACGUAUGUAUGAAUGUAUAUUCGUAUACAUGUAUGUGUACAACUUAUGGUAUGUAGUUGUUCCCAAAAUUGUAUUAAAAUUUUAAUUAGGUAUCCUUUUCAUAAUGUGAGAUUACGAAGAGAUGUUAAUGUCUGAAAUAUCUUUCUUUGCAACAUUGCGUGUUAGGAGCGAUGGAUAUGCGAUUCUGUUUCCUUUCGUGUCCUUAUACGUACUUAUAUGUACUUAGUUCACCAAACAGAACGCAAAUAAUGCGAUUAUAAAUAAUGAAGAAAAAAAAUGAUAUCGAUGUGGAAAGAAAAUUAAUUGUACGUUAACUACGUAUUUACAUCAACUGCUAAUCCUUUGUGUAAUAAUUUUGUGCUAGUCAAAUAUCAAGAAAUAAAAGGAGAAAUAAAAAUGAAGGAAUGAGGAUGUACGAGUGAGACAGAGUAAGAAAAAAUAAUGAAAGAAAGGGAGAGAGCGAGUGAGCAACCGAGAGAGAGAGAGAGAGAAAGAGAGAGAGGAGUGAAUGAGAGAGAAAGAGAUUAACUAAAGAUUAUAUAUAUUCAGUGUACAAUUACUUGAUGUGGGAUCAAAAAAAAAGCCUAUUAACUGACAAUCAAAAAGAAAUGCAUUGUACAUGCAUGGAAAUUUAUUUACACAAACAAGAUUGCAAUAUCUUUGUUGCGAAUUUGUUGUAAGAAACAAUCAAA
Molecule: messenger RNA, 2327 nt
Organism: Apis dorsata (giant honeybee)
Lineage: Eukaryota; Metazoa; Arthropoda; Insecta; Hymenoptera; Apidae
Exons: 6
Coding region: 1016-1381 (121 amino acids)
Source: RefSeq, a predicted model, not a curated record